Molecule: messenger RNA, 1984 nt
Organism: Anopheles aquasalis
Lineage: Eukaryota; Metazoa; Arthropoda; Insecta; Diptera; Culicidae
Product: facilitated trehalose transporter Tret1-like
Biological process (GO): transmembrane transport
Cellular component (GO): membrane
Molecular function (GO): transmembrane transporter activity
Source: RefSeq, a predicted model, not a curated record
ACGAACAGCCCUUAAGGGCGACCGAACCCAGGAAACGGUGGCCACGGUCGAGCACAAUGCAGAAAUCUGUUUAACCGAAGACCCCGUUGCUUAUCUGGCUGAAGAGAGUGUGCUGAAGAGAUUACCACGGGUACGGAAUCUCCGGGCUAUCAACUUUUCCGGUCCGGAGAACGACAACACGACUCUGCGUGCAUUGAUCGGCUUCGAUCGGUUCGUUCUUAUCUGAUUAACGAAACCAUAAAGACUCCCAAGCAACCGGUCACAUAAUGGGAAAAACGGCCUACACUAUCAAUGGCAGCGGGGCAACCGUGCACGAUGAAAAGAAGGCUCGUCAUACGAUGGAAGAGAAACCUCAGCAGCAUCAUGAGGUCAGCACGUUCCGUCGCAUCCUACCUCAAAUAUUGGCCAGUACGGCAAAAAAUUUCCUUCUCCUCGAUCUCGGCAUGGCCGUGGCAUUCCCGACGAUCGUCAUACCGGCACUGCGAGGCAUCAAAAACCGAGCACCCGAUGAGUUUCUUCACUUUUCCCCUCAACAAGCUUCGUGGUUUGGAAGCAUAGCCUACAUAUGCCAACCGGUGGGAAGCGUCCUUUCCGGCAUUAUCCUUGAACCUCUGGGCCGCAAGCGGUCGAUGAUUCUCGUCAACAUUCCUCACAUCAUCGGUUGGUUCAUGUUGCACUUUGCCGGUUCGCUCGAGGAGAUGUACACGGCCGCCAUUUUGUUGGGCCUUGGGGUAGGCUUCAUGGAGGCUCCCAUUGUAACGUACGUGGGAGAAAUAUGUCAACCUUCAAUCCGUGGUAUUCUCACAUCCUGUGCCGGAGUGGCCGUCAUGCUUGGCUUCUUUAUGGUGUACCUACUGGGCACGGUGACGACCUGGCGCACAACGGCCGCCAUCUGUGCCGCGAUUCCGAUUGCAACCAUGAUCGCGAUCUGCUUCGUACCUGAGACGCCCAUGUGGCUGCUGUCCAAGCAACGGCCUGAUGAUGCCCAGAAGUCACUCCAAUGGCUCCGUGGCUGGGUAUCACCGAAAGCCGUCGAACAGGAAUUCCAGGAGAUGAAGCGAUACAGUGCGAACUCGGCCAAGUGUGCCACGUGCCAGAAGAGCGAUGCUACCACGUGUCAGCAUCCACCGUUAACCGAGUGGAUGAAGCUGAAGGAACUGACGCGCAAGCGUAAUCUGCGCCCAUUCGUGCUCGUGAUGCUGUUCUUCGUCUUUGGCCAGCUCAGUGGACUGACCGGUAUGCGGCCUUACCUGGUGCAGAUCUUUCAAGCGUACGGUGUACCGUUGGACGCCAAUUGGGCCACCGUUUCUACCGGACUGCUCGGCUUGAUGGCAAACAUCGUGUGCAUGGUGAGCAUAAAGUUUGUGGGAAAACGCAAACUCGCCCUCAUGUCCAUGACGGUGACGGCUCUGUCCUGCAUUGGCCUUUCGGUCUAUGCCUUCAACUCGCUUCCGGAAGGCUGGACCUCGUUCGAUAUUCACUCAGACACAAGCCACGUGUCCAGCAAAGGGUACAUACCGAUGGUGCUGUUCUUUAUGUUGGCUUUCUUCACGAGCGUCGGCGUGCUGCCAGUCCCUUGGAUACUGCUCAGUGAAGUAUUUCCGUUCAGAAAUCGAAGCUUGGCGUGUGGUAUCACAGCUGCCCUGCACUAUGUCAUGUCCUUCGUAACAACAAAGACUUACUUUAAUCUCGAGAGUUCAUUAAGCCUCCCGGGUGUGAUACUGUUUUACGGAGUGAUGGGACUGAUUGGCACCUUCUUUGUGUACUUCUUCCUGCCCGAAACCGAGAAACGCACCCUCGAGGACAUUGAGCUGUACUUCUCCGAUAAUAAGCGCAAGCUGACCGAUAUUUACAUUCCGCGGCGACACAAAGACGUGGAAUCGGUCGCCGUGGUGUCGGUAUUGGCCGAGAAGGAGAAGGAAAAGCAUGGCAUCGACAAUACCGCCUUCACGGAGGGUGAUAAGUGAAAAGUGGCCGCGUGACG